UCUGGCCAUGUCGAUAAGCGGGACUUCGAUGCGAACCGGCCCCUCCUUGAAAAUGAAAUCAUAGACGGUCCCAAUUUGGGCUCCAAUCCAACUAUCGGGCGGUCUAGAGCGGGGUCACGUCGUUCACGGCGCUCCUCGCGUUCUGGACUCGGAGCGACCAGUGACGACGGGCUUCUCAGUGAUGUCGUGGAUGGUAUUGUCGAGCGCGAUCGACGGAAAAUGCAUAAAGAGGUUAUACGGGUUAUAAGCUUUGUUUGGGGCAUUAUCACCUGCCUAGGUGCGGGUAGCAUUACUGCGUUUUCGUUAUAUGGGCAUCUGUUUCUGACCAGGCUUCAUUACACGCAACUCCGGGUCAAUGCGAUUUCUAUUGCGGCUGAGAUCGCGAUGUACCUGCUGGUUCCCGUCUUUGGCUAUCUAUGCGAUCGGUAUAGCCCGUCUCCAUUAUCCUUGGCUUCGGGUGGGUUGUUUGGAUUGGGGUAUCUUCUUGCUGCGUUCACAUAUAAAAGUGGCCCGCCUCCAGACGUCGGGGGCUCUGGGUGGCCGUUUUGGGUGAUGAUUGUGUCUUUCAUUGCUAUUGGAAUGGGCACAAGCUGCAUGUAUCUCGCCGCUGUGGCGACCUGCGCUAAGAAUUAUGGCAGGGGAAAGCACAAGGGCAUCAUGCUUGCAUUGCCAAUUGCAGCCUUUGGGUUGAGUGGCAUGUGGCAGAGCCAGUUGGGAACUUAUGUGCUGUGUGAGCGUGACGUCGAUGGUAACUGCGGUGAUGUGGAUGUGUUCCGAUACUUCCUUUUCCUGGGCAUUGUUUUGCUGGUGACUGGAAUCAUUGGUACAUUUGCCUUGCGCAUUGUUGAUGACGACGAAGAGCGAUACAUUGAUGAGACUGUCGAGGAGCUGGAGCGCAGUGGGCUUCUUGAAGAAAGCGAUUUCUUCCGGCCUAGAGGUGAGAUCCGAGCAGCGGUAGAAUACGGUACCUUUUUGGACAAUGACGCAGAGGACACACUCUCUGGGGAAGAGCGAGAAGAGAGACGACGAGUGAAGGAAAGGGAGGAGGAAGAGCGUCGAAAGAAGAACUGGCUCCUGAAUUACGAGACUCGGGUGUUCCUCCUCGAUCCUACCAUGUGGUGGCUUGCCGCUGGGUUUUUCCUGGUCACUGGACCUGGCGAGUCAUUCAUCAAUAACCUUGGUACUAUUAUUCCCACCCUAACGCCCCCAUCUUAUGCCCUCAAUUCUCCCCCACCAGCCGGUCUUCCAUCCACUCAUGUCACCACCAUCGCAUUGACGUCUACCAUUGCCCGACUGCUCACCGGAUCUCUCUCCGAUUUCUUUGCACCACCAGCAGUCCAUCUAUUUCCUCCAAUCCCAGAUAGCCGUCGACACACAGUGCCCACAGCAGAGAACAACCGCCCCACGUUCUCCCGUAUGGUCUUUCUCCUACCAUCAGCACUUCUCCUUUCAAUUGGCUACCUCAUCCUCGCUUCCCCGCUCGCACUUGAACUACCCCCUCUCUUCCACCUAACCACGGCGCUCGUUGGCUUCGGCUACGGAAGCGCCUUUUCCCUCACCCCCAUCAUCAUCUCCGUCGUGUGGGGCGUAGAGAACUUUGCCACGAAUUGGGGUAUCGUAGCUAUGAUGCCCGCCAUCGGUGCCGCAUUGUGGGGCGUGAUCUAUUCCGCUGCGUACCAAAAUGCGCUGGAUGAUGGCAGUGGCAGUAAUAUCGAUGGUCAAUGUCAUGGUUGGCGAUGCUAUGGCUUCUGGGCUGUCGGCUGCACUAUUAGCGUUUGGGUUGCCAUCGCGGUUUGGCUUGCUGCUUGGAGAGGCUGGAAGCGACGAGGAGUGAUUGUUUAG
This is a messenger RNA of Penicillium longicatenatum, 1842 nucleotides long. Its product is annotated as MFS transporter. The transcript has 3 exons. The annotation marks the transcript as partial. The record is from RefSeq and is a predicted model, not a curated record. Gene Ontology annotation, molecular function: transmembrane transporter activity. Gene Ontology annotation, biological process: transmembrane transport. Gene Ontology annotation, cellular component: membrane. Lineage: Eukaryota; Fungi; Ascomycota; Eurotiomycetes; Eurotiales; Aspergillaceae.